Molecule: messenger RNA, 1683 nt
Organism: Funneliformis mosseae
Lineage: Eukaryota; Fungi; Glomeromycota; Glomeromycetes; Glomerales; Glomeraceae
Source: the annotation of a GenBank genome assembly
AUGUCUUCGUCAAAGGAUGAUGAUAUUAGGGUGGUUGUCGCGAUUGACUUCGGUACGACGUAUUCCGGAUACGCUUUUGCUCACAAGUCCGAUCCAAAAAACAUCAUCGUACAAGACAAAUGGAUGGACUCUAUAGGUUAUAAAACUCCAACCAUCAUAAAAUAUCAAGAUGAUACAUUCACCACCGUAAAAUCUUGGGGUUAUUCAGCAAUGGUUAAAAAGCCAAGGAAGAAGAAUUCUAGUCAAUUAAACAUGGAAUUGUUUAAAUUGUUACUAUUAAAUAGUUCUUCAAUGGAACUUAAUUUACCUGAUAAUUUGGAUUAUAAAAAAGUGAUCACGGAUUAUUUGGAAAAAUUAUGUGAAAUGAUUAAAAAAAGUUUAAGCAACCGAUGGAAAGAUUUACAUUUUUAUACUAACGUGUUGACCGUGUUCACGAUCCCGGCGGAAUUUGAUGAUGAUGCAAUUCAGACGAUGCGCGAAUGCGCUUUUGACGCGAGAUUUACUAUUGAGAAAUUUAGCAGAAAUCUGAUAUUCACUACGGAACCCGAAGCUGCCGCGGUGUAUUGUUUGGAUUCUUUGAAAACAACAUAUAAAUUGAAACCCGGAGAAUCAUUUAUGGUUGUGGAUUGUGGCGGUGGCACAGUGGAUUUGUCAAGGCAUGAAAUAUUAACCAAUAAUGGGUUGAGUGAAUUAACCGAACGAACAGGUGAAAGUUGUGGAUCAAGUUUUAUAGAUAAGAAAUUUGUAGAAUUUCUUGGUAAUAAAUUGGGAAAAAACGCCAUUGAACUGAUAAAAAAAAAUCACAAGAGUUUCAUACAAUAUAUGGUACAAGAGUUUUGCAGACGAGUAAAGAUCCCUUUUACGGGACGAAAGGUAGAUUUUAAAGAUUAUAAGAUCGAAUUAGAUGAUUAUCCUUGGAUAAAAGAUAUCAUUGAAGGGGAAGAAAAGCGAUCAUUAAGAAAUAAUGAUUGGUCAAUAACGGUUAGAUUCAAUGAUGUUAAAAAAAUGUUUGAUCCCAUUAUAAACGAGAUUAUUGAUUUGAUAAGAGACCAAUUAGAAAAGGAUCAUGCAAAAUGCUCUGCGAUAAUGUUUGUUGGCGGAUUUGGUGAAUCCAAAUAUUUAUUAUAUAAGAUUAGAAGGGAAUUUAGCAAUGUUGUACCGAUAUCGAUGAUUAAUGAAGCACCGAAACCUAUAGUCGCGGUCGUGAAAGGUGGCGUUCAAUUUGGACUCCAAAAUGAAAUUGUGGUAAAUCGAGUCUUAAAGCGAACAUACGGAACGGAUAUCGUGCGAAGGUCUUUACCAAAUGAUCCAGCAACACAAAGACUUCCAAAUGGCUAUACAAUAAUUUUUGAAACGCUUGCGAGACGUGGUAACCAAGUUUCAACAAAUGAAAAGGUUACUAGAUACUAUAAACCAUCCUCAUUAACGCAAAGUAAUAUUAGUUUUGAUAUGUAUGUUACAAACCGUCAUAAUGUUAAAUUCUGUGAUGAACCAGGAGUGAAAUUACUUCGUAAUUGGGAAAUAGAGUCUGAAAUUGACGGUUAUGAUGAUGAUACGACCAUUAUUUUUACUUUAAAUUUUGGCACUGUAGAAAUUUUGGCCACCGCUGAGAGGAAGAAUGGGAAGGUGAUUAAUGAAGUUGAAGAACCAUCUAAUGAUAAUAGUGACACUGAAUCAGAGUAA